This is a messenger RNA of Durusdinium trenchii, 645 nucleotides long. Lineage: Eukaryota; Dinophyceae; Suessiales; Symbiodiniaceae. The record is from the annotation of a GenBank genome assembly.
AUGCGAAGUAGGCCGCCCUGUGCGGCCUUGAUUUGUGCCCCACUCGGAAAGGCACUGAUCAGACUUCUUCAUGCAGAGGUCCGUCACAGUCGAAAGCUCACACGCUUAAAGCCCAGCAGCUCCUUCUACAGCGUGGAUAGCUCCUAUGAGAUUCGCCCAAGCUUGAAAGAGCCGCUGGUCCCGGUGACGAUCGAGGAAGAACCCAUUGAGUCCAAUGAGAAGGAGAGCGAACAGGGUCUGGUGGAUGGAAAGGCCGCAGCAGAUGUGGAGAAUCCGGCGCAUGGUGGCGAAGAUGAGGCAGCCGAAGAAGUGGCCGAAGCGGAGGAGAAUCCACAGGAGGCUGCUCAGCGCUCUGACUCUGAAGCAGUCAAGGAGGCCUUCACGCCUUCUCACCUUCAGGUGGGCAAGGAGAAGGAAAGAUCAGCAGAGUAUCAGAGGCAUUUGGAGGAGACCUUCAGCGCCUUCAGCUCGCCUGAGCCCCUCGCGGGCGUCGCGGAGUCGCCGCCGGAGGUCGAGCCGCCCUCGCCGGACUUGGAGUCGCAGGGAACGCCCAAGAUCUGGCUGCCACCAAGGACGGGCUUUCUGGGGUUGUGCUGCCCUACGAGGACACAAGAUUGCUGCCCAAGACCAGAGACAGGAGAUUAG